AUGUUUGCUUGCUCUAAAGAAGGGAAGACAAAUGUGUCGUACCGAAAUAAACGAGCCGCUGUGACAGAAACUAAGGAACGAAAACGUGGAGAGACUCGUUGUAACUGCCCAGCUCGAAUGAGUGUUCGGAAAAAAAAUGAAACUUGGGUGGUGAAACAUUUUGUAGAGAAGCACAAUCAUCCGCUCGCUACUCCUAGGAAGGUUCACCUGUUGAGAUCUCAUAGAGGUGUGUCAGCCACAAAAAGAGCACUUGUCCAGGAGUACACGGAGGCAAAUAUACCCACAUGCAAACAAAUUAGAUUGUUUGAAAUUGAUUCUGGUGGUCCCUCUAUGAUGGGUUGUUUGGAGAAGGAUAUCCGAAAUAAAGAAGCAGCACGUAAAGCUGAAUUAAGUGGACAUGAUGCACAAACUUUGAUUCACCAAUUUGAAAUGGAAAAGGAGAAGAAUGAGAAUUUUUAUUAUGUUUAUGAGACAGAUGAGGAUGGUGUUUUUACCAGGUGUUUCUGGGCCGAUAGUGAAUCAAGAAAUUCAUAUGCAGUGUUUGGAAAUGCGGUUGUCUUUGAUACCACAUAUAAUACGAAUAAUUAUGGAAUGGUGUUUGCACCUUUUGUUGGUGUUAAUCAUCAUAGGCAGACCACUGUAUUUGGUUGUGCAUUACUCAGCGACGAGAAAGCUGAAUCAUUUGUUUGGUUAUUCUCUACUUUUAUAAAAGCAAUGGUAGACCAGCCACAUCCACAAGUUAUUAUCACUGAUCAAGAUGCGGCUAUAUCAAUUGGUGUGGCUGAGGUGUUUCCGAAGACUAUGCACCGAUUUUGUAUUUGGCACAUUCUGAACAAAUUUUCAGAAAAGCUCGGCCCUGUUCUUCAUAAGUUACACUAUCAUACUUUAAGCGGUAUUAUUAAUGAUUCUGAGACUCCCAAUGAGUUUGAGUGCAAGUGGAAUUCGUUGAUGAGAGAUUCCCAAUUGAAUGGUAAUGGAUGGUUGGCAAAGAUGUAUGAAAUCCGCCAUCGUUGGGUUCCAGCUUAUGUAAGGGGUGUUUUUGCUGCAGGUGAAUCUUUACAAGGCAGACGUGGUGCGCUGAUGAAAAUAACAAGAGAGCUAAUUGAUGAUGCAUCGUUGACUGAGGCGAGAAGCAAGUUUCUAAUGGAAAAGCUCAAAGUUUUGAAAUGGGAGGUUUGUCAGAUUGACGACAAGGAAUGCAUGAGCAAGCAAAUCAGUAAAAGCAAAGGCCAAAAGACAUUUCUUGUAUGCGACCCCGAGCCUAUACGAAUGAAAGGUUGUGGCAAGCGUCUAAAGUCGAGUAAAGAGAAAGCCAUAUCUCAAAGUGCUCGAUCUUGUAGUUUGUGUGGACAUAGGGGUCAUGACAAGCGCAAAUGUCCCAGUCAUAGCAAUCACUUUGAAGAUGACCCAUAUCGUCCGGACAUGUCAAAAGUGACAAAUUCUAGUUGCUCUGAUAUUUGA
This is a messenger RNA of Striga hermonthica, 1461 nucleotides long. Lineage: Eukaryota; Viridiplantae; Streptophyta; Magnoliopsida; Lamiales; Orobanchaceae. The record is from the annotation of a GenBank genome assembly.